CUUGUAUUCCCACUUUUCUUCUGUCCAGCGUACACGAACGCUCGCAUUCUCUAUGGACAGACCAGCACGCAAACAGGUGUCCGCCCCGGCGAAGGCGACUGUCGCUGCCGACCAAGCAGGCACGUACAACAUUUGGUACAAUAGAUGGACAGGAGAGGGCCGAAAGCGAAAUGCAUUGGAGAAAGCCGAACACCGUUGCAAAAUCGCGAGGGACAUGGGAUACACAAAGGCCCAAACGGGUUCAUCGUUCUGUGUUCACUUUGCUCGAGGCUGCUGUAUGAAGGGACAUACAUGUUCGUACUGGCACCGGAUACCUUUACCGGAAGACAGAGAGAUUCAAGCGCAUGAUAUAUUUGGAAGGGAACGGUUCAGAGAGGACCGAGAUGAUAUGGGUGGAGUUGGGUCAUUUGAACGGGACAACCGCACACUGUAUAUUGGAAAUAUAAAGGCACCUCAAUCUGAAAUGGAGGAGGUGGUAAGAAGACACUUUAGCGAAUGGGGAGAGAUUGAGCAUAUCAAUAUCUUGCCACAUAAAUCUGUGGCCUUUGUACGCUACGUGAGAAGAUCGAAUGCCGAGUUUGCGAGAGAGGCGAUGUACGGGCAGUCGCUAGACAGUAAUGAGAUUCUAAAUGUCCGAUGGGCCACGGAAGACCCGAAUCCGCGCGUCAAGGAGGAGAAAAAGCGGAAGGUGGAGGCGUACAUAUCCGAAGCGCUCCAGCAAAAACUGCCCGUGAUUGGCGAUCAAGGAAAUAUUCUAGACUACGAAGGCUAUUACGCAGAAGCCCCACCCGCCAAAGCCGCAAAAGUGGAAGAAGAAAGUGCAAUUUCCGCUGCCCUAAGGGACGCUAGUAACACUGUCUUUGACAGUGAAGGCAGGGCUGGUGCAGAUGGAACCUACAAUGGAUGGCAGUGGGACGGAACCGCGUGGCGAUAUGUUGGGGAUCAGACAGGGUAUGACUGGCAGGCGUAUUAUCAGAGCACGGGUAACAGUGGCACAUAUGAUGAAGAAGCAUACCGGAACUGGUAUUAUGCUCAUGCGGGACAGGCAGAUACGGGUGCGACAAGUGGUGGCACGGGCGCAGCAGCGUCAGAAGCGGCGGCCGCCGAUGACUCCGUGGUAGAUAAGAAUGGGAAGGAGGAUGCUAAGGGUCUAGCAGCACUCGCCUCCGCUGGCUACGGGAGCGACGACGAUGAGAACAAUUCAUAA
Messenger RNA from Spizellomyces punctatus DAOM BR117, 1207 nucleotides. RefSeq lists its product as uncharacterized. Gene Ontology annotation, cellular component: Prp19 complex; U2-type catalytic step 1 spliceosome; U2-type catalytic step 2 spliceosome. The transcript has 8 exons. Bases 53 to 1207 code for a protein of 384 amino acids. The record is from RefSeq and is a predicted model, not a curated record. Gene Ontology annotation, molecular function: pre-mRNA binding; metal ion binding; U6 snRNA binding. NCBI's taxonomy places the organism in Eukaryota, Fungi, Chytridiomycota, Chytridiomycetes, Spizellomycetales, Spizellomycetaceae.